This is a messenger RNA of Elephantulus edwardii (Cape elephant shrew), 1099 nucleotides long. Its product is annotated as RING finger protein 113A-like. Gene Ontology annotation, biological process: snoRNA splicing. The record is from RefSeq and is a predicted model, not a curated record. Gene Ontology annotation, cellular component: U2-type spliceosomal complex. NCBI's taxonomy places the organism in Eukaryota, Metazoa, Chordata, Mammalia, Macroscelidea, Macroscelididae. Bases 2 to 1027 code for a protein of 341 amino acids. The transcript has a single exon. Gene Ontology annotation, molecular function: metal ion binding.
AAUGGCGGAGCAAAUUUCUCCAGGAAAAACCACAGACCAAGUAUGUACCUUCCUUUUCAAAAAGCCGGGACGGAGGGGAGCUGCCGGCCGCCGAAAGCGCCCGGUCUGCGAACGCGAAUCUGAAGGAAGCAGCAGCAGUGGCGAAGAAGGCAGCACAGUUGUUCGCCCGGAGAAAAAGCGGACGCUCCACAAUCCCAUGAUACAGAAGACUCGUGGCAGCGGAAAGCAAAAGGCCGUUUAUGGUGACUUGAGUAGCGAGGAGGAGAAUGAGCCUGAGAGUCUCGGAGUCGUCUACAAGUCCACCCGCUCAGCAAAACCAGUGGGGCCCGAGGAUAUGGGCGCGACCGCUGUCUAUGAGCUCGACACAGAGAAAGAGCGAGAUGCACAAGCCAUCUUUGAGCGCAGCCAGAAGAUCCAGGAGGAGCUGAGAGGCAAGGAGGACGACAAGAUCUAUCGGGGAAUCAACAAUUAUCAGAAAUACAUGAAGCCCAAGGACACAUCUAUGGGCAAUGCCUCCUCCGGGAUGGUCAGGAAGGGCCCCAUCCGCGCCCCCGAGCAUCUCCGAGCCACUGUACGCUGGGAUUACCAGCCCGACAUCUGUAAGGACUACAAAGAGACUGGCUUCUGCGGCUUCGGGGACAGCUGCAAGUUCCUCCAUGACCGUUCAGAUUACAAGCAUGGGUGGCAGAUCGAACGUGAGCUUGAUGAGGGGCGCUAUGGUGUCUAUGAGGAUGAAAACUACGAAGUGGGAAGCGAUGACGAGGAAAUACCAUUCAAAUGUUUCAUCUGUCGCCAGUCCUUCCAAAACCCAGUUGUCACCAAAUGCAAGCAUUAUUUCUGCGAGAAGUGUGCACUGCAGCAUUUCCGCACCACUCCGCGUUGCUAUGUCUGUGACCAGCAGACCAAUGGCGUCUUCAACCCAGCAAAAGAUUUGAUUGCCAAACUGGAGAAGAAUCGAGCUGCCGGAGCGGUUGAUGCCUCCGAGUUACCAGAAGACUCCGAUGAGGAUCCAGUUCCCAUUACUUAAGUUUUCCCUCAUAAUUCUUAAAGUUUCUCAUCAUUCUCAAACCUCUGAAUAAAUGUUUUGAUGUUUUGGAAA